GACAGAAGCAUAAGGAGCUGAGAGGCGCAGACCAUCAUCCUUCACAGAAUAAUGUCGCAUGGGUUAAAAGUUAAGACCUGAUGUCUGCUGAUCCUGCCUAUUUCCUGCAAAAAUCUAAAACAUGAAGGCUACCAAAAUGUGUAGGGAAAUAACUUUUCAGUGUUGGAAUAGCUGCAGAAAACAGAUGGAAAUUACUAGAUACUAAAUCUUUAAAUGUUUUUUUAAAUGGGUGAAUAUUUCAGUUAACUGGGGUCAGUGCAUGUGCCUUUUUUGGGGGUGGGGGGGAAGAUGCAAAGUUCACAGGUUCUUUUCUGUUACAAGAUCAGGGCAGAAUAAACAAAAAUGCUGAAUGUGGAAGAAAUCUGAUAUUGGAGAUACCUGGAGAUAAACUGGAAAUAACCAAUACCACAAGACGAAGCAGCAAUGAACAACAAGAUGCUCUGGAAAAAGAAAUCACAAGACGAGAGUGCACAAUGCAUUUCAAACAGAAAAAGCUUCCUAUCUGCUGAGUGAGUCUCAGUAUGUUCUGACAAGAGCACAGAUAAAGCUUCAAUCAAGUAUCUCCUAGUUGUCUCCAAAAGAAUAUUUCUGAGUACAGAAAGCAAUAUGCAACAGUGCUAAGAUCCUGAUGACUAUACACCAAGAACAAGAAUGGAAGUAAAUUUAUUCAGCAAUUCUACUUUUGUAAACAGUUCAUCCAUCAACCAUAAGCAGUUAGAAGGGCAUAGCCUCUGGGAAGUCAUUACUAUUGCCACUGUGACUGCAAUUGUAAGCUUGAUAACCAUAGUGGGAAAUAUUCUUGUAAUGAUAUCCUUCAAGGUUAACAGUCAGCUCAAAACUGUCAACAAUUAUUACUUGCUGAGCCUUGCCUGUGCAGAUCUCAUCAUUGGAAUAUUUUCUAUGAACCUUUAUACGUCCUAUAUACUCAUAGGCCAUUGGUCUCUUGGAAGCCUUGCCUGUGACCUGUGGCUAGCACUGGACUAUGUAGCUAGCAACGCCUCAGUGAUGAACCUCCUAGUCAUCAGUUUUGACAGAUAUUUUUCCAUCACAAGGCCUUUAACUUACAGGGCAAAACGCACACCCAAAAGAGCUGGCAUCAUGAUUGGUCUGGCUUGGCUAAUUUCCUUCGUGUUGUGGGCCCCUGUAAUCUUGUGCUGGCAGUAUUUUGUGGGUGAACGAACAGUACCACCUGAUGAGUGCCAGAUCCAGUUUUUAUAUGAGCCCAUUAUCACCUUUGGAACUGCAAUUGCUGCUUUUUACAUUCCAGUGUCCAUGAUGACCAUUCUGUAUUGCCGAAUCUAUAAAGAGACAGAGAAACGUACCAAGGACCUUGCUGAACUGCAAGGUUCAGAAUCUGUGGCAGAGUUUGAGAUGAUAAAGCCCCAGAAAGCUCUCCUGAAGUCUUGCUUCAGUUGCAAGCAACAAAACUUAGUCAAAAGAGAGAGGUGUCAGGCUUCCUGGUCUUCAUCUAGUCGAAGUACAUCAGCUACGGUGAAAGCCUCUCAGGCAGCAAGUACUUGUAACGACUGGGCUAAGGCUGACCAGUUAACCACCUGCAGCAGCUAUGCAUCUUCAGAAGAGGAGGAUAAACUUGCCACUGAUUCAGUUUUCCAAGUAACUUACAAAAGUCCAUCUAAAGGUAAGACAGAAGAGUUUCAUGAAAGUACAGAUGUUGUAAAAGACCAACCUGAAGAAAGUGAUUUUGAGAACCAGAAAUACUUUUUGUCACCUGCCAAAGGCCACAUACAAAAAAAUAAAAAAUGUGUGGCCUAUAAAUUCCGGUUGGUGGUUAAGGCUGAUGGCACCCAGCAAGCCAACAAUGGUUGCCGUAAAGUAAAAAUAACUCCUUGUUCUGCUGCUCUGUCAAAGGAUCCUUCCAUCAAAAGCAUGGAUCCAAAUGUAAAUAACCAAAUCACCAAAAGGAAACGGAUGGUUCUUAUAAAGGAACGCAAAGCAGCACAAACUUUAAGUGCCAUUCUUUUGGCUUUUAUCAUCACAUGGACUCCCUACAAUAUCAUGGUUUUGAUCUCCACAUUCUGCUCUGACUGCAUUCCCUUGACACUGUGGCACCUUGGAUAUUGGCUAUGCUAUGUGAACAGCACUGUUAACCCCAUUUGUUAUGCUCUCUGUAACAAAACUUUCAGGAAAACUUUUAAGAUGCUGCUUUUCUGCCAGUGGAAAAAGAAAAAAGUGGAAGAGAAACUAUACUGGCAGGGCAAUACCAAACUGCCAUAAUUACUCUUGUAUAAGGGAAAAGGGGGAAAACAGAUAUUUAUGUAACCUAGUAAAUUGACUGUAAUUCUGUCUUUUCAAAGCUGUUGCUUUAUAUGUCUAGGGGUUAAAAUAUUCUGCAGAAAAGUAAAAUUUUGCAUGAAGGUAGUGUGCUUGGGAUAAAGAAGUCAGUGGUUUCUGUGAGGAACACAGGGAAUUUUUGAUUAUGCAGUAGAUCUGCAUUAAAGUUAUUAUGUUUGGG
Falco peregrinus (peregrine falcon) is the source of this 2473-nucleotide messenger RNA. It is a transcript of the gene CHRM5, whose product is annotated as cholinergic receptor muscarinic 5. NCBI's taxonomy places the organism in Eukaryota, Metazoa, Chordata, Aves, Falconiformes, Falconidae. The transcript is spliced from 2 exons. Gene Ontology annotation, molecular function: G protein-coupled serotonin receptor activity; G protein-coupled acetylcholine receptor activity. Gene Ontology annotation, cellular component: plasma membrane; synapse; dendrite. Bases 652 to 2235 code for a protein of 527 amino acids. The record is from RefSeq and is a predicted model, not a curated record. Gene Ontology annotation, biological process: G protein-coupled receptor signaling pathway, coupled to cyclic nucleotide second messenger; adenylate cyclase-inhibiting G protein-coupled acetylcholine receptor signaling pathway; chemical synaptic transmission.